CGGCGGAGGCGCCCUCGGAAAUGGAGGCAAGCCUCCUGCACUUGCUUUGGUGAACUUGGACUUCCUGGCAAAGGCGCUCAAGGUGCCAUGAUGGGCUUGGCUGAGAGAGCGCCUCGGAGCUGAUGGGCAAGCUUGGAUAUUGAAGCGAUUGCUGGGUGUGGGGAAGGCUGCAGCAGGCUGGGUAAGUUCGGGAGGCUUCCCUCGGAGCCCUUUUCCUUCCUGGGGUUGAUGGAAAGGGGAAGGUUGGCAGGGGAUAGGAGACGGGCGGAGGCUGUGGGCACUGUGACCCCGUAGCCCAUAUGGACUGUCUAACUGCCGUGCCCUGGGGGAAUUGCCCGGGCGUGGGUUGAAUGUCACGGCUGAGGUGACACAAAGCGCCAUCCUGGUGUGGGAGGCUGGCUCAGGUCUGAGAUCUGUUGCUCUGGCUGGCCUGGACGGGGUGGAGCGGCCUCAGAAAGUUACAGCCCCACUGACCUAGGACUUGUAGUGUCUGUAGCAUGGACAGAAACUAAAUGGCGGGCAAGGCCUGAGCGAACCUUGACAGGCCAGGCCAGCCCCCAGUGUCACUCGGCCCUACCUGCGCCAUUUCGUGUCUGUGGAGUUACAGAUGGAGCCCGAAUUGUUUUAUCUGAGCUCCCGGUUUUGUAAAUCGCCGCCAAGUGCCUACGAUUUGGCCGCCCAGAGCCCGUAUUGUAAGGUCCCUUGGAUCAUUUCGUCCUGCUCAUCUGAUCAGUAAGGGAAACCCCAGUAACAAGGAAGGAAACCGGCCUCUCCGGUACGGCGCUCAAGUCCCAAGUUGACGGCCCCCGCCUCUCGCAGCCGUUCGAACCCUUCUGUGGUUUGGUACAUUGAGGCGCGUAAGCGGCAGACGGAGUUCCUUUUCAAAAACAGUCCAAAAUACUUUCCUGUGCUGCAGCCCCAGAGCUGCUGAAAUGUUUAACGCACCAGUAACCCUACCAUGUGCUUUGGUAGGGCCUUCCCACCCGCAGGGUCCUGGGACACUUUCCGUGUAACCGUAGACCUAGGAAUCAGGACCAAAAAUGCUGAGGACAUUAGAGAGGAACAGGGCAGCUGUUUGCCUGCUCCCAGUGAUGCAGCACAGCAGUUGAGGGCAUGAAGUCAAUGCUGAACCCCUGCGCGGGGAUUGAGGUAUGAAGUUGCUCCUGCUGGAAUCUACCUAGGGCACCGGUGUCAGAGAAUGGCUCAGGCAUGAGAUUCGGACAGGCAUGUGCAUGUCUCUUACUGAGAGCAUCACGGGGUCUUUAAAGAUCCCAAGCGACCUUGUACUGGGGUGGUUCGUUAGUGCCACCUCCUCAUGGCAACACUUGGGUAUUCCGGUGUCCCAAGCACAGAAUUGUCCCUGGUUCUAAACCCACGUCCCUUGUGGGAAUCCUUGGAGCUCCGACACAAGGACGUCUCCUCAGAAGCCACCUGGCGAGCUUCCUCCUUGAGAAGUUGUAAUUGGCCUGCUGAGCUGUGGCUGCCAACAGGCUCUGGCUAAUUGAAAUACCCGGAAAGGAGCUGACAUUGCCCUGACCAGCUGGUUGCCCUGACAGUUCCGUAUUAAUAUGUCCCCACAUCAUUUUCCGGGGGGCAGACAGCUGGGAUGUGGCUGACAGACGGGCUGACUCGCGUUGCGUGCGGAACGUUCGGCAGAGUUCGCCUGCAAGCACGGGAGAAAAGUGCAGGACAGAUGAGGCGGAAAGUAGAUUUGCCACUAAAUUAAAUGCUUUUUGCAGAGCUUUGGCCUAGGGCCAGCGGCCGCUAACUCAGUAAAUCCACAGUUUGAACACUCAUGAUUAUUUGUGCUGUAAACGCAGAAGCCCGUAGCUUUCCCUCCGAGGUUAGCCUCUGUUUGCUAUUUGGAAUGAGCCAUAGACUACAGCCUGAUUUCCCUGAGUAGAUUUGUUCUUUGCAUGAACGGUUUUCAGCCUCCGGGUUGUUCGGGAACCGUUCUCCUCCAGUGUUUGCCCUUUGCUCUUUCUGUGGUGUGAUCGGGCACCUCAGUCCGAUGACGGGAGUUCCGCUCGCUGACCGGAUGAAACGGGAGUAGCAAUCCGUGCGCAUGGCGGGACACGGCUUUGGGAGGAACAGUCAUCCCUGGAAAGCUUGUGAACCUUUUGGACUCACGACCAUUUUCACCAGGGCCCAUGUAGUGUCCAAAUCCUCAGGGCUGAGGAGAAUAGGAACCUACGAACAGCAGCAGAGCUCAGCCCAGAGGGCCACGGAAACCGCCGGCUCCCCUGUGUGUUAAUGGAGAGCCAUGGAGAAGGGCUAGCGGCCGCAGAGGGAGCCGUGCGUGAUGUGCCCUCGCUGGGGCCUGGCCUGAGAGGACAACGCCGGGCAGAGUCAAUGGGCAGCCAGAGGGCUCCCUCUCCAGCCGUCACACUGCAGACGGAAGGAAGGCCCGAUCCCGAGGCCUCUAAUGCCAGCGGAAAGCCCCCGAUGGAAGGGGUCUGGAUCAACCGCUACCGGAAGCAGCUGGUGAGGUGCAUCUCGCCGCAGCUCCUGGGGGAAAUCAUCUGCUACAUGCGGAAGCUGGACCUGCUGAGCGCUGAGGAGGCAGGCCAGGUGCAGGAGGCGAGCUCCCUGUCGGAGCAGGUCAAGGCGGUGAUGGAUCUCCUGGCUGGGAAGGGCAGCCACGCCUCCCAGUCCCUGCAGACCUACCUAGAGACAACCAACUCCCAGCUGUAUCUCCACAUCACCGUCUACGACCCGAUGGUGCAAAGGCAUUUGGAGAGUCUCCAGAAUCGCUACGGAGCGGGCGUGGAACCUGGCCGGCUGGAGAGGCUCACCAACCUUCUGCUGGUGGAAGGCUUGACCGAUAUUCAGCAGAAAGAGCAUGAUGUCGUGCAGAUCGAGGCCACCAAAGGCAUGAGAAACGUCUCCAAGCAAAUCCCUCUGGAGAAACUCUUCCUGCCGCUGACUAAGGUCAGCAUUCCUCCCCGCAUCUCUGUGACUGUGGGCGUGGCCGGGAUUGGCAAAAGCACCUUGGUGAAACUGUUUGUCUGCAUGUGGGCCAAAGGGGAGCUCAACCAGGAUAUCGUCUUUGUGCUGCCUCUCGCCUUCCGGGAACUGAACGCUUACGAGAAACUCUCUGCUGAGCGGCUCAUCCGGUCGGUGUUCCCUCACAUCACAGAACCCAGCUUCAUUUUUAGUGGCACGGUCCGGACGUUACUGAUUCUGGACGGCUUGGACGAGUUUAAGACUCCUUUAGAUUUUUCCAACACAGUCGUUUGCACGGACCCCAAAAAGGAGAUUCAAGUGGAUAGCCUGAUCACCAAUAUUAUCCGUGGCAACCUGUUCCAGGAAGCUUCAAUUUGGGUCACUUCACGGCCCACAGCCGCCAGCCAGAUUCCAGGUGGCCUCGUUGACCGGAUGACAGAAAUACGAGGUUUUGGAGCGGUGGAGAUCAAGGACUUCUUGGACCAGAUGUUCCUUGAGAACAAAGACUUAUCCAGUCAAGUCUUGGCUCAUCUCAAGGCGAACAGAUCUUUGUACACAAUGUGUACAGUUCCUGCCUUUUGCUGGAUAUCGGGCUUCUCCCUGGGCUAUUUCCUAAAGAACAGCACUGAUCAAUCCCAGGAAAUGCCAGCUGCUCCUAAGACCUUGUCCGAAGUCUACUCCUAUUACUUUAAAAUGGCACUGAGCAGUGAUUGGCAGGAGAAGCAGAAAGAGACUCCCAGGAUAGAGCAAGCUACAAACAGCAGCAAGAAACUUGUCGGUAACUUGGGUCGCUUGGCAUUUUAUGGUCUGCUCAAGAGAAAGUACGUGUUUUCUGAACAGGACAUGAAAGCCUACGGCCUAGACCUCUCGUCACUACAAAGCAGCCCGGGCAAUCGGCUGUUACUCAAGGAAGAGACGCAGGUCUCCUCCGUCUACUACUUCUCCCACUUGACCCUCCAGGAGUUUUUGGCCGCCACUUAUUACUACGUGUCGGCCAAGCGAGCCAUGUUUGACCUCUUCACGGAGAGCGGCAUGUCCUGGCCCAAGUUUGGCUUCCUCAAUCACUUUAAGAACGCCGUCCAGAGAUCGCUGCAGGUGGAGCAGGGGCAGCUGGAUCUCUUUGUGCGCUUUCUCUCUGGCCUUCUCUCGCCACAGGUGAACCGAUUGCUGGCCGGGUGGCUCGUGGUGAAGGAUGAGCACACCAGCUUCCGAGGCCACGUGGUCAGCUUCCUGCAGAGCUGCCUGAACACCGACUACGUCAUCUCCUCCAGGACUGUGAACAUCAUGCAGUGCCUGUAUGAAGUGCAGCACAUGGAGCUGGCCAAGUCUGUGGAGGAAGCGCUGAAAACCGAGAGUUUAGCCGGGAUGCUAACCCCAGUGAAUUGCUCGGCCUUGGCUUAUCUCCUGCAGGUCUCAGAGGUGUGCAUGGAGGAGACCAACCUCUCCAACUGCCUCACCUACAAUAUCUGCAAAAGUCUGCUCUCCCAGCUCCUCUUCUGCAGCAACCUCCGGCUGGACAACAACAAGUUUAAGGACAAUGUGAUGGAGCUGCUGGGGAGCGUGCUGAGCGUGAAGGAUUGUCAGAUUCAAAAGAUGAGCCUGGCUGAGAACCAGAUCGGUAACAAAGGGGCCAAAGCCCUCGCCCGAUCCCUGAUGGUCAACAGGAGCCUGAUGGUACUCGACCUUCGCAGUAACGCCAUCGGGCCCAAGGGGGCCAAGGCCCUGGCCGACGCGCUGAAAAUCAACCAAGUCCUGCUGUCUCUCACCCUCCAGAACAACGCGAUCAAGGAAGAAGGGGUUAAAUUCCUGGCAGAGGCCCUGUUGACCAACCACAAGCUGGCGACUCUGCACCUGCAGAAGAACGCCAUUGGGCCCCCCGGUGCGCGGCACAUCGCAGAGGCGCUGAAGCAGAACAGGAGUCUCCGGGAGCUGAUACUCUCCAGUAACUGUGUGGGGGACACCGGCUCCGUAGCCUUGGCCGAAGCGCUGCAAGUGAACCACAGCCUCACCACCCUGGACCUCCAGAGCAAUUCCAUCAGCAACGCGGGGGUCACGGCGCUGAUCGGAGCCCUGCGCGCCAACCGGGGCCUCGUCAGCCUCAAUCCUGGCUCUUGUUCCAUUGGCCAGGAGGGGGCACCAGAGAUCGCCAAUGCUCUGUGCACUAACCGCACACUGAGGAACCUAGACCUCGCUGCGAAUCUGCUGCAUGAUGAAGGAGUCAUGGCCAUUGCGCUGGCAAUGAAGGAGAAUCAGGCGCUCAUGUCCCUGCACCUGCAGUGGAACUUCAUCCAGGCGAAGGCGGCCCAGGCGCUGGCCCAAGCACUACACUCCAACACCAGCCUGACCAGCCUCGAUUUGCAGGAGAACGCGAUUGGCGACGAAGGCAUGGCUGCCCCGGCUGGUGCUCUGAAGGGGAAAACGGCCUUGUUCUCUUGCAGCCUCCAGGUGGCUUCCAUCGGUGUGAGCGGGGCCAAAGCCCUGGCAGAGGCCUUACUUGUGAACAGAACGCUCACCACUCUGGACUUGCGAGGGAACUCCAUCGGUGUGGCUGGAGCCAAAGCCAUGGCCAGCGCCCUGAAGGUCAACCGCAGCCUCCGCGUUCUCAACCUCCAGGAGAACUCCUUAGGCAUGGACGGGGCUAUCUGCAUCGCCACGGCUCUGACCGGCAACCACGGCCUCACCUACGUCAACCUGCAGGGCAAUCGCAUCGGCCAGUCCGGCGCCAAGGUGAUCGCCGACGCCAUCCGGACCAAUGCCCCCUGCUGCGUCGUGGAGAUGUAGGGCCGUGGCCCCGGGAAGCGCCAGGCGAGCGAGCGGAGGCGGGGACGGGGCAGAGACUGGCUCCAAGGACCCCGUCCCGGCUCACUGCCCCAUGUCGGAGCGUGGCAGCUCCGCCCUCGUGGCCAGCGGAGGCCACUGCACCGGGACCGGCUCUGUGACGCUGAGUCGCUCAGAGUCCACGGGGGUGGGGGUGAUGGAGGCCUCGCUCCAGCAAUGAAAGCUGCUGCCGUGGCUGCUCCUGCCGGUGAAGGACGCGCCUCUCAGCAGAGCAGGGGAAGGAUGCAGCCGGCUGAGGAGCGAGCUCGCGGCAGGGCCUGGGAGGGGCCCGCGGGACGGGUGCAAGUGGGCGGGAGGCAAGGUGCAGGGCACAAGUGCUAAGCCUGUGACCUGGCCCCGGGGACAGAAAGUCCCACUGCCAGCCGGGGGGCCUGGGGCCCAGUGCGGUGAGCAGGGCUGCGAGCACAGGGCACUCAGUGCACCCGGCACAGGGAGCCUGGCACGUAGCCUGCUAGGCCCGGACAGCACGGAAACUCGCCAGCCAGCAUCUUCCCCUCACGCCUGCCCAGCCCCGCAGGCCUUCGCGCUAGGUAAUCCCCGGGGGUUGCACACGGCCGGCCCACGCAAAUCUCUGCUCCCAAGGCUUGUCACGGUCCCUGGAGCAAGCUCCAGGACUGUCCGUGUGUCCUGCUUUAGGGGGUCCAACAGGAAACCUCUUCCCUCGGCUCGCAUGGCGCUCCCUGGACACUGAGCUCUAGGGCAGCCACCCAGGAGGGUCCAAUGCUGCCAAGCUGAAGCGCCAGCAGCACGUGUUUGUGUGGGUGGAGCACAUCCUCUUGGACCUUGGUGCACCUAACAAAAUGUUCCCCACAUGGAUGGGGACAAUGAGAGCACAGUGCUUGUGAGUACGGCAGGGCCUGCACCAUGAACAAGCCACCAAGCCCAUGCUGCACCCAACAGCGAGCGACCCAGCGGCUCAGCCCCCGGCAGGCGGGAGGGGGCUGGGCCCACCGAAGGCCAGCCAGCCUGUGGGCGAAGGGGAGGCGGAGUCGGGCUGCUCUGCGGAGCUGCAGGUGGCAGGGAGAGGGCCUGGCCCCUGCCCAGUUCUCUACUUCCAGGAGUCAGGCAGCUCCUAGUCCCAGAGUCCCGCCAAGCGCGAGGCCGAGCCCAUGUUCUGAGGGCGUCCCCUUGUGGCUGGGAGGGACGUGGGGGGCCCAUGUCCGCUGCCCUAGGCCAGGCUGGCGCUGCUCAGCUGCCCGCUCUGAACGGGCUCAGGGCAAGCGACCCGCCGCACGGCCCAGCUGCCAGGGCUGAGCUGCAAGGUCAGGCGUGAGGGGAGAGAUCUGGCGAGCUGCUCACGGAGUUCAGGUGCCUAAAGGGCGUUGAGGGGCUGUGGCGCCCGGCCGUGGCCGUUGCUGUGGGCACUCAGUGCUGUUUGAGAGGGGGAGGUGACACCGGUACCCGGGGAAGAGCCAAGCCGCAGGGCCUUCCUCUGCAGGUGCUGUCACUCCCACAGGGACAGCGGCUCUCCUGCCGGCGCAACAGCAGACUGGCUCCACCACGGCCCCUCUGCAGGGGCUGGCUGGGGCCGGGAGGAGGUGCCAAGCUCUGGAAUAAAGACUCUGGAAUAAAGCAGUGGCGGCCCGGCAUUCUCCUCUGCCCUCGGCAGCUGCCGUUUGGGACUUUCCAGGGGGAAGCGACAGUCAGUUCCAUCGCUGAGGUGUGGACGCCACGUCGGGGCCGUGCUCCCGGCCGGGCGCAGCCUGUGCCAAGCUGCUGCCCCAGUGCAAAGGCUCCAGCCAGGAGGGGCUUUGGGUGUGGGUGCAGUGGGGCAGCGCGGAGCUGGGCGGCAGCACCAGCCCUGCCAGACCCUCUCCUGGAGCGGUGGCACCCAGCACAUUUAGUGCACUCGUACCAGCAGCAGGCCAGCUGCUUGUGUGCUGGGGCCCUGCUCAGCCUUGCUGGUGCCAAGCCAGGGGGCGGGCUUAAAAAAUGGAGAGCAAAUUUGCAGCUUGGGCUAACCCACCCUGCCCAAGACUUGGAACGUGGGUGGCUCCCCAGAGAUGGCCCUGUCCCCAGCCAGGUCAGGUCAGUGCGGUUGGAGGCGUGUGGGAGUUGGGCUGGAUGGCCCAGCCAGCUGGAAAGACGCAGGCCGGAGAGAGGGACAGCGAAGCAGCAGAGCCAAGCUGGUUCUAGCCAUCGCUGUGACCAGCCCAAGCGCCCCACGGGGUUUGUUUGUAAAGGGCUGCACCCAGAUUCCCAGCCUGGAAUGGGACCCCCCCGCUCCCCGAACGGCCUGUCUCAGCUCCACCGGCUGGUCCCCAGAUUCCCAGCCUGGAAUGGGUCCCCCUCCGCUCCCCGAACGGCCUGUCUCAGCGCCACCAGUUGGUACGCAGGUUCCCAGGCUGGAAUGGGACCCAACUCCCCCCCGCACCCCGAACGGCCUGUCUCAGC
Molecule: messenger RNA, 8178 nt
Organism: Pelodiscus sinensis (Chinese soft-shelled turtle)
Lineage: Eukaryota; Metazoa; Chordata; Testudines; Trionychidae
Source: RefSeq, a predicted model, not a curated record